Messenger RNA from Oryza sativa Japonica Group (Japanese rice), 1724 nucleotides. Its product is annotated as F-box protein At5g07610. The record is from RefSeq and is a predicted model, not a curated record. Lineage: Eukaryota; Viridiplantae; Streptophyta; Magnoliopsida; Poales; Poaceae. Gene Ontology annotation, molecular function: protein binding.
UUUCCAAGGCAAAGUAUGCAGAAACGAGACAACUUCGUUCCAGACUUCCAGGCCCAUAAAACAAAACCGGACCAAGGCCCAAAUUCUACCGCAUCGUGGCCCUCUUCGAGCAGCUCGUCGCUCCUUCUUCCUUCCCGCAACCCAGAAACCCUCGCCUCGCCUCGCCGCCGUCGACUCGACUCGAACCGGAGCGCCGGAUCCAGCCCGCCGCCGUCCCUAGCUCCGCCGCCGCCGCCGCACUGUGGAUUGGUUGAGGCGGAUUCCAGGGAUGGGCGCAGGGGGUGGAUCCCGGCGCCGGCGGAGAAGCUCACCGACGACCUCCUCGUAGAGAUCCUCUCGCGCGUGCCCUACAAGUCGCUCUGCCGAUCCAAGUGCGUCUCCACGCGGUGGCGCCGCGUCAUCUCCCACCCCGACCAACGGCGCCGACUGCCGCGGUAUCACCUCGGCAACGACAUUGUCGGCUACUUCUACAAGUCCAACACCUUCACCAACGUCACAGGGGAAGGCCGCCCUUUUGUUGACCCCUCGCUCCCCUUCCUGCCCAAGUGCGAGUUUCUCAACGUCGUCGAUAGCUGCAAUGGCCUCCUCCUGUGUCGCUGCUGGAGGCUCGCAGAUCCACGGAGAUUUGAUUACCUAGUGGUUAAUCCUGCCACUGAACAUUGGGUCAUCCUGCCUGAUUCCGGCUGGUCUGACAAGGUGCAGACUGCUCGCUUGGGGUUCGAUCCAACGGUCUCCUCCUCGCACUUUCAUGUGUUUGAGUUUGUGGAGGACGGCGCUGCGGAUGUCGAUGGGAAUGUUGAUCGUGACGACUAUGAUGGGCAUGUCAAAGGGGUGGAAAUCUACUCAUCUGUAACUGGAGAAUGGAGUCACAAGGACAAUGGUUGGAACUGGGAAAUCAGGUUACGCGAUGAAUCGAAUAGUGUGUUUUUUGAUGGCGUGCUGCAUUUGAUCACUAUUGAGGAUGUGGUGGCAGCGGUCGAUGUGGAGGGGAAUACUUGGAGGAUCAUUCCUAUGCCUCAAAGUCUAGUUGAGCCUUUCAAUGGUAUUGGUGAGGGAUUCAUUGUCCUGUCUCAGGGUUCUCUGUAUUUUGUAAACAGCGAUCACGAUAAACCAUAUAAAGUAUCAGUAUGGGUUCUUGAGGACUACAGCAGUGAACAGUGGAUCUGGAAGCACACUGUCAGCCAUUUACAUCUAUUUCAAACCAAGAGACUCCUUUUUGGACAUGACUACAAAGUUGUCUCAAUUCAUCCGGAACGGAAUAACAUUUUCUUGGUUUGGCCGCAUAGCAAAAUGCUCAUGUCCUAUGAAUUGGAUAGCAGAGAAGUGCAUUUUAUAUGUGGCAUCGGAGGUUGUGAGUGGGUGAUGUACUAUCUUCCUUACGUUCCCUUGUACUUAGAAUCACUGGCAGAUGGGCAUUGAUCAUCGUACUUGCAUAGGCGAACGCUUGGUUUGUUAACCUUAAAUUAUGACAUUGGAGUUAGGACACCGAUAAGAUCAGCAGGAACUUGGCAGAUCUUUCUGAUGUUGUGCUACAUUGUUGUAGGUGGUUGAGUGCGUUCUGCAACCUCACUUUCUGGGGCCAACUUUUCAGUAACUUGGAACUUAAUUCGGAUUUUGUAAUAGUGAUGUUGUAUUUGAUUGUUUGCGAUGUUGAAAACCCUCUAGCACUUAUUUAUGCCAAUAUUUGUUGAGAUUUCAUAUUACGUUAUUUACUAUUUUUUUUC